AUGUCCUCUCUGUGGGGGCGCAAACACUCAGUGAGCGAAGGACCCUCCAACCAUGAUGGAGAACACCACGAUGCGCCAGAGCGAACCGAAGAACCUACUGAACGCACAAGGCUACUCCCUAGAGAUAACCAUGGAUAUUUGAGUCCUGAUGAUCCCGCAGUAUCGCCCUACAACCUAUGGAGUGUCCGCGCUCUGCGCGCUGUCUCCCUCUUAGCACUGGGACUUAGUUUCAUCUGGUGGACUUUGCUCUUAGUAUCUAUCUUUGUCAGUCCGCCGGUGAUUCACCCGCGAGGAUCGGGUUUCUUCGCGUUUUCAUAUACGACGCUAGCGACUGGAUACUUAGUCCUGGGGUUGCUAUUCUUCGCGGUACCCUCCAAGCCGAUGACCAUCUGGGGGAUCUUUAUCGUCGUGCUUCUUCUGGUGGAUACGUGCAUUAUUCUGGGCGUGGCGCGGAUCCGUCUUGAAGAAGGCUGGGUUGGAAUUGCCUCUGUCGUCUGGGUGGCUAUCAUCUCUAUCUGGCAAGUUCUUUUGAAUCGUGCUGUCGCUUGGGGGAAGAAGGAAGAGGAGGAGCGUUUGACUGGUCGGGAGGAGACUCGUCGCUCACUUUUGGAGUGGAUGGCUGUCCUUGCUGAGACGGUAUUGCUUGUUGUCCUGGCUAUCGCUGUCGUUUUAUUCACGUCUACGCUUAUCAUUCGUGCGCGUGACGUUUCUGUGCCUCCGCCAGGUGAGCGAUUUCUAGUUCAUGGUGAUUUAUACCAAGUGCAUCUUGCCUGUGUUGGAGACAAGGCUGCCGAUGACAACUCGUCGACAAUUCUCCUCGAAGGUGGCACUGGACCCGUCGAACAUACACUGCAGCCAUUCAUGGACGAUUUGUACCGCCGUGGCUCUAUUGACCGGUAUUGUUACUGGGAUAGACCAGGAUUCGGAUGGUCCGACAAUGCACCCUCUCCACAUUCAGCAGGGAUGUCGGCAGAUGUGCUAGCAGAGGCACUGGCUCUCGCAGACGAGACUGGUCCCUGGGUAGUUGUCUCCGCGGGUGUUGGAAGCCUCUAUUCCAGGCUGUUUGCCAGUCGUCACCUGCUUGAAGUCCGCGGUAUCUUCAUGAUUGACCCGCUUCACGAAGAAUACUUGAGUGACCUCGGGAAACCAGGCCGUGGCUUUGUGCUCUGGUUCCGUGGUAUUCUGUCUCCGCUUGGACUGGACCGACUUGCUGGAGCCUUGUUCCGGGGUCGUACUCGUCAGGACCGAAUUGCAGGACGUUCGGCGUAUCAGUCUGGCAAGUUCAUCAAGGCAAAACUGCAAGAGAAUCUCGUUGCAGUUACUAUGACUGCCGCUGAGGUGCAGUCUGCUCGUCAUGUUCAGAUGGGACAUGUUCCGGUUGUCGUUGUGAGCUCUGGUCAAGAGGUUCGCAAGGAUUCCCGUUGGGCAGAUCGACAGGAGGAUCUGUCUCAUAUCACAGAUAAUCUCUAUUCCUGGGAUGUUGUCUCCGAUGCGCCACACGAAGUAUGGAUGAAUGGUGAAGGGCGGGUGAUGAUCGAGAAGCGGUUGAAGGAACUUGUUGAAGCAGGGCAGUAG
Molecule: messenger RNA, 1575 nt
Organism: Penicillium canescens
Lineage: Eukaryota; Fungi; Ascomycota; Eurotiomycetes; Eurotiales; Aspergillaceae
Product: DUF2417 domain-containing alpha/beta hydrolase
Exons: 2
Coding region: 1-1575 (524 amino acids)
Source: RefSeq, a predicted model, not a curated record